AUGGAGAAAGACCGAACAUCCCCGAAACGGUACGGGGCUGUGGAACAGACGGCACCGGAGGAGAACGCAGCUCAGAAAGCUGAGGAAGACAUCGUUUCCAUGGCCGAUUCAACCAUCACCGCUGAUGAUAUCGAGGGAGAACUUUUUAAGAUUGAGCGAAUACGAGACAUUUUGGUGCGGAGGGAGUCUGAGCUGAGAUACAUGAUGGACGACAUUCAGCUGUGUAGAGAGAUCACCAGGCUCAAAAAGGAUCUGCAGAAAAUCGUCUCUAUACCAGACAAGGACAAGUCAAACGAGGACAGACAGAGAGAAGAAGAACUCCUCCAACAGAUACACAAACUGGUGGAGACGCGGGAUUUCCUGGUCGACGACGUGGAGUUCGAAAGGCUGAGAGAGAGAGAGGAGGACAAAGAAAUGGCAGAGUUCUUACGAGCCAAAUUUCCCCAUGGCACAAAGAAGAGAGGUCAUUCCAAGGACCGCAGAAUGACUUCAAGAGCACAGCAAACCUCUUCUCCUUUCGUUACUAAGACUGGCUUGGCACUACUCAAGGAGUGUUGUGGUUUCACCUGCUUGAUCAUGUAA
This is a messenger RNA of Chanos chanos (milkfish), 582 nucleotides long. RefSeq lists its product as uncharacterized. The coding region runs from base 1 to 582 and encodes 193 amino acids. NCBI's taxonomy places the organism in Eukaryota, Metazoa, Chordata, Actinopteri, Gonorynchiformes, Chanidae. The transcript is spliced from 6 exons. The record is from RefSeq and is a predicted model, not a curated record.